Molecule: messenger RNA, 658 nt
Organism: Xyrichtys novacula (pearly razorfish)
Lineage: Eukaryota; Metazoa; Chordata; Actinopteri; Labriformes; Labridae
Source: the annotation of a GenBank genome assembly
AUGUCACUUAACUCCUCCAUCUACGAUGACUCCCUGCUCCAUCUUAACCUUUCCUCCAGCAGCGUCUCCAUCCCUUUUGACAUUUGCUUCAUCGCCCGACCCAGCGCCUUCAUCUUCGCCACAUUUUACAUAGCAAACAUCAUCACCCUAGCCCCUCUCUGUGGUCUUAUUAUCUACAUUGGUCUGAAACGGCAACGGCAGCAGCGUUCUUCACCCACAGCUUCACUGAUGAGUCACUCAGACAGCUUCACCUACCACAUGGUCACCAUGGAGCUGAUCGCAAUCCUGGGGUUCAUACUCUGCGUUUUAGGGGUCUUUACGGUUCACAUCAACACAUACUUCGUCGGUUUUUGUCUUUGGGGUUUCACUUGGUAUGGUGAGACAUUCUUUCACAUCCUGACUUGCGUCGAGCGCUACCUUGCGGUGGUUCAUCCUAUUACUUACCGGGGCCUGAGAGGCAAAAGGGGGAUCAGGAUCAGGAAUAUCUGCAUUGGGGUUGUUUGGCUCCUUUGCUCAGGAGCAACAAGUCUGAUGAUUUCAAAAGAUGCCUCUACUCAGUUUGGUCUUGUCAUGCUGUGGUUCCCUUUAACAAUCAUCCCUCUCUGCAGUGUCCCCGCUCUCUGUGUUCUGGUUCGUCCAGGACCGGGGGAGCACCUGA